Molecule: messenger RNA, 1283 nt
Organism: Monopterus albus (swamp eel)
Lineage: Eukaryota; Metazoa; Chordata; Actinopteri; Synbranchiformes; Synbranchidae
Gene: mcfd2
Product: multiple coagulation factor deficiency 2, ER cargo receptor complex subunit
Exons: 3
Coding region: 611-1072 (153 amino acids)
Molecular function (GO): calcium ion binding
Source: RefSeq, a predicted model, not a curated record
AAUAGUUUACGCAUUGAACAGGACUUGUAAUUUCAGUGUGAGUUAGUAUUGAAUUGAAGCGUCAUGGUAGCAAAUCUUACAGAUUUGUAGCUAACUAACUAGUUAACGUUAACGCAUGUGCUCGUUAAUAACUGGUUUUACCUAGCUUACUAAUAUUAAUGCAUGGAGCUCAACCGGAUAUUUUAACAGAAACAAAAUGCUUGUAGCUCGUAGACGUGUUUGUCAGUGGUCGUUUUGCGAUUUAUUUUAGUCAAUGUUUACAUACGACUUUAAACAUAUGAUACGCAAGUGAUAUACAGCCGUGUUUGUAUCGCAUGUUUUCUUCUUUGUUAGCAACAUUGUAUGGUUGCCCAAUUUAGCCAGCAAAAAUUAUUCCUAAAAUUCUUGUAGCGCUACCAAGAUCUUAAUAGUGCAAACAAAAAAAAAAAAAAUGCUUUAACUAAAGAUCUAAAAAUUGAGGAUUAUUUGGUUAUUACCGGAUAUAUAAAUAAAAGGUGUGAGAGAACGAAUCGUUAUUAGAAUAAUUAGAAACGUAUAAACCUAGUGUAUCUUCAGGAUAUGUGGUGAUCGUUUUUAAAGCUGAUUGAACUCUGCCUGUGUGCCUAGCAGAAUGAGUAGUGGCAGGUGUAGUGUGAUCUGGAGGGCUCUGCUCCUCCUGCUGUCCUCUUUGCUGUGUGUUCGCUCUCAGGUGGACCCACAGCAGCAGCCGCCGGCUGUAGAGAGCACAGAUCAGCUAUCGGGCCACAGUCGCCUGGACAGAAACAUGUUUCAGGACAAAGAUCACAUCUUGGAGCAUUUGGAAGGAGUGAUAGACAAACCAGAGAAAGACAUGACACCCCAGGAGCUCCAGCUGCACUAUUUCAAGAUGCACGACUAUGAUGGAAACGAUCUCCUAGAUGGGCUGGAACUAGCCACAGCGAUCACACAUGUACACAGAGAGGAGAGAGGAGAAAGCAGCCAGCCUAUGAAGGAGGAAGAACUUAUCGCUCUCAUUGAUGAUGUUCUGAGGGACGAUGACAAAAACAGUGAUGGCUAUAUAGAUUAUGCAGAGUUUGCUAAAUCCCUGGAAUAGAGCAUCUUCAUGUAUCUUCAUGUCAACAAUGAUGACCAGGGAAGGACCAACAGUGAGCAUAGGUGGAGCCAGCACUGCAUCACAAGAUGUGUAAAUCCUCUCCUAGUCUCUCACAAACAAUCAGUCAGGGUUGUUAGUCAUUUAUGAAGCUUGUGAAAAUUUCUAAACAUUUCCAAAACAAAUUCUACCAGUAAUUUAAUGCAUAACAAAA